Molecule: messenger RNA, 999 nt
Organism: Cariama cristata (Red-legged seriema)
Lineage: Eukaryota; Metazoa; Chordata; Aves; Cariamiformes; Cariamidae
Product: serine protease 55-like
Exons: 5
Biological process (GO): proteolysis
Molecular function (GO): serine-type endopeptidase activity
Source: RefSeq, a predicted model, not a curated record
AUGCGGCUCCUUACCCUCAUGUGUUUUGCUUCUCUGAUUGACAGAGUCAACAAACGUUUAUUUCCUGAAUUUCUUAUGCUCAGAAAUGAGCAGCGGAACAGAACCGCUUGGAGCCCUGCAGUAUACACACAUGCUGAGUGUGGCUUCCGACCAUCUUACGAGUCCUUUCUGGAGACCGGCAAGAGGAUCGCAGUGGGGAGAUAUGCCAAGGCUGGGGAAUUCCCGUGGCAUGUGAGGAUCCAGAGCAACUGGAAACAUCUCUGCGUAGGCACCAUCAUCAGCGUCUUGUGGAUAUUAGCUGUGGCCCUUUGCUUUGUGGAGGAAGUGCCACCAGAUCUCACUGUUGUGGCGGAGGGAACUGACCUCAACCUCCCGCUGGAAGAAUACAAGCCGGACAGCUUGAUCAUCCACGAAAACUUUGACAGAAAGAGCAUGCAAAAUGAUAUUUCUCUGAUCCUGUGCAACUCUCCCAUCAAGUUCAGCAAUGAGAAAAUCCCCAUCUGCUUGCCCUCCAUGCAUGACGUUGAUUCGUGGCAAGACUGCUGGGUUGCUGGGUGGGGAACCAAAAAUGCAGCAUCCUACAUGCUGCAGAAAGCGCGGAUGAAGCUCAUCAGCAAGGAGCAGUGCUUGGAGCGGAUCCCGCAGCUAGUGGAGAACGUGACGUGUGCUGAGCUGGAGAAAGGAAAAGAAGGCUCGUGCCAGGUGGACAGUGGGGGACCUCUGGUUUGCUGCUACUGGAACACCAUGAAGUGGUUUCCAGUCGGCAUCGUCAACUAGGGACAAAAUUGUGCAGAAAAGCCAAACCAUGAGAUCUUAGUAUCUGUUUACGACUACCGUAACCGGAUUGAGACUGAGACAGCCAUAGGAGGGAAGCCUUUCUUCAUUGAAGGCAUGGAUAACCCUGCUAGGGUGGCUCCUUCCGGGACUGAGACAGAGUUGAGAUUUCUGGAGAAUUGGCUCCUUUUAUUUACCUCUUCAAUAGCAAUUGGAUUACUGUAG